Messenger RNA from Thrips palmi, 4240 nucleotides. RefSeq names its product protein pigeon (gene pigeon). Bases 237 to 3362 code for a protein of 1041 amino acids. Gene Ontology annotation, biological process: positive regulation of amyloid-beta formation. The transcript has 19 exons. NCBI's taxonomy places the organism in Eukaryota, Metazoa, Arthropoda, Insecta, Thysanoptera, Thripidae. The record is from RefSeq and is a predicted model, not a curated record. Gene Ontology annotation, cellular component: trans-Golgi network.
GCGGUGGGGUGGGGUGUGUUAGCAGAAGAAAAAGCAGACGAACAAUAAGGUUCAAAGAUAAACAGUUCCCGUCUCGAACUUAAGUAAACACAAGUGUGUGGGCGUUACAUAAUCAAAAUGGGACCGUCACCGCGUCGACAUACGUGCUCGAUCCUUCAUUACAGUUGUCAAUAACAUUCUUAGAAUACUGUAGUCUGCUUUUAUCUUGAGAGAGCUUUUGUUCUCUGAAAUAAACCAUGGUUGUUCUGGAAAACUUAGCUUCCACCUUGAGCGGAAUUUUGGCACAUCGCCUCUCAGCUGAUACUUGUGAGUGGCGUAUUCUUGGACAAGAAAGAGAUGGAGGUCUUCUGUUUGCUUGGUUACACACUGUGCCUUCAAAGACAGUUAAGCCAUAUACAUGCAUUGGGUUGUACUAUCGGCACAAGAAAGAGUUGGAGAUAUUGUACCAGUUCGAUACCCAAAUAAAUAUUAUUCAGGCUAGUGUCAACAGCACAAAGACAGCUAUAGUUUAUAUUACCAAGAAUAGCAUAGCAGAUUCAAGCGCUGCCGAGACUAAUUGUUGUAGCGAUGAAAAGAAAGGAAAAAUUGAUAUUUACCAGGCCUUCUUAGUUCAAUUAAGAGAAGCAGCAAGUGAUGAGGACAGAGAACGUGAAAAUCGUAAACUUCCUAGUAAACCAUUGGACCUGGGAAUUGAACGAUCUUUACAAAUUGUUGUCCAGUUUUUGUACAGAUCCAAAGAUCAACCUGGUGAAAAAGAUCGAUUUCUAGUCCUCAUACAUCAUGAAUCUGUGUCCCUUUAUCAGUAUAAACCUGUGUAUGAUUCAGAAGAUGAUGGGGUUUUAAAACCAGAAAGUAUUUCUGGAGUGGAAUGUGUUGUACGAUCCUUCACCUGGGCCCAAUGGGAUUCCAUUCAUCAGUCUUUAUUUUACAUUCAUUUCCGUAAGCCAGCUGCACGUCUUGUUGAGGGAGACGACGAUGAAUUUGGUAGUAGUAGUGCAAGCACUGAGACGGGCCGUCGCCAGGAGAGUGAGUUGGCUCCUACUCUUUCAGGUCUCCAGUUUCAUGAUAAUCUUCCUCAUGAAACAGUGCUGAAUAUUCCUCUUAAUCUUCCACUUCUUCCAAAAGCCAAUGGUUCUUUGUGCUCAAUGUAUGAGGAUGACCCCAUACCUUUGAGAGUGCAUGAUUGCUCUCUUGACUUGACAGUAGUUUCUGAUCCAAAAGGCAUGGUGUGUAUCUGCCAUCACUACCUUUACCAGCCUGUUGGACCUGCAACUGAAGAGGGAGAAAAUAAUUCCAAAGUCUCUGGAGACAAUGUCCAUUUUGCGUAUUCUGUCACUCUCCUUCAUCAUGGCUGUGUGUUGCACUGCGUGGUUCCGGGCAUUUCAUGGGAUGUGGCCCGUAGGAUGCGUCCCAGUUUUUCCUACUAUGGCGAUCAUCAUAUGUUAGUCCACGUUCCUGGGCUCUUUACACAUCUUUUGGACAUUGGACUUGAGCAUGAACCAUGUUGCCAUAUUUUGCUGGAUAAUGAUGCUCUCACCAUACCAGUGUCUGACACCGCAUGUUUGGUUCCUUUACUGCCUACUGUUCCUAAUAAGGAGUCGUCUACUAAUAAUGGCAAGCCAACAGUUUCAAUGUUGGACCUGUCUACUUUAGACAUUGUACCCAUUUCCAUUGCACCAGCACAUUUUCUUUGCGCUUUUCGUGGUGGUCCACAUGGAACUCCAACAUCUGGCCAAAAGAAGAACCGCUUUUUACUGCCAAAUCAACUGUCCAUUCUACAUUAUGUUCUUGUACACCUGGGCAACAAUGACCUCCUUCUACAGUUACUGAGCUGCAUUGCUAACCAGUGUAUGGAGGUGGGCACCCCCCGACUUCUACAAGAAAUAUUAGUUGGGGGAGCAUAUGCAGCUGUUCGAAAGAACCUCCCGCCAGACGCUGUAUCUCUACUACCCCUUCUUCCUCUCACUGUCGCGACACAUGGAGCACAUCAAGAGAUGAAGCUAAACAACACUACUUUAACCCUUUCUCAAGAGACUUUGUGGAACACUGCUAUGAUGCUCCUCUCUCCUCGACAACGUCUAGUUCCAUAUCGAAGUGACAUGUGGACAAGGCUUUAUGAAAGCUUGUCAGCUUCUCAACAAAGGGCCUCAGACUAUCGGUGCAGUUCAGACAGCCGAGCCGGUGCCCGCUUCCGGCCAAGUCAUGUCGCAGACAAGUUAAUGGUGUCACUUCUUUGUUAUCAGCCUGAGGCACUUUCUCGUUGUACUACACCACUGUCUCCAGGUGGAAAUUUUGUUGGCUCAGGACCUGCAUUUUCAGAUGUUGUUGCUAUUACGGGUGCAAACCGAAAAAUAGGCGGGCUUGAUUUUCUGCCCUUCCAUGAAACUGAGUCAUGCACUGCUAGCAAGCAAGAACAUGUCAUAUCAGUGGAUGAAGAAGCAGAGUUAACAGAAGAAAGGGAUGCUAACUGCUCUUGCCCUUCUUGUGAUCCGCUUAAUGUUGUCAGUGUGGAUAGUGACAAUGGUUUACCAUUUUUGGAAAUGGAUUCGUGCACGGCAAGCAAACAGGAGUUAGUGCUGUCAGUGAAUCUCCGUGAGCUGAGUGUUCAUUUAUUAAAGCAUGCCCACCGUGGUCAAUCUCCUUUGCACGUUCAUGCUGUGGCAACUAGAUAUGUAGCUGCACAACUUGAUAUGUCAAGAUCUUUAUGUCGACAGCUGUGUCUUGCUGCAAAGGUUGAUCCACGUCAUGAGAAAGAGCGUGGUUUUGCUCUUAUUGAUUCUUUGGAUGAUGCGAGGCAACGACUUUUGUUCUGGCUCCUAGAGCGAUUCCUUCUUGCUGUGGAUACCCUAGCAUUCCCCCUACCACAAGGUUUCACGUCCUUUUUUUCAUUCCUUGGGUACAGGACUCUUCCCUUUUGUUCCUUCAUGCAAUAUUCCCAAUCCUUUGCCUUUGAGCUGCAAGUGGAUGUCAUGAAAUCUAUUAUGUCUGAUAUCCCUGAUACUCCAGAAGGCAGUGCCCGUAAGUUGAGACUAUUACAACUACUGCCAAGAUCUCGCGCUAAGCGUCUUCUCAAUGCCUGGCCGCAUCCCUCAAGUUUGAUGGUGCGUGCACGUGAACAUGCUCUGCAUGUGUUGAGUGGUGUUGAAGGGGCCCGUUCCAGAAACACCAAAGCUCGGCAGGGAAACAUGAAACCCUACCAGGGGCUUGCAAACAGAGGGCUGACUGCAUUCCCUUCACAAGACCGUCUGUCUCCGUUGGACACAUUCCUGGAUCUGCUCACUGCCAAAGCCAGUCUUGCAGAGUUGGAUUUUGGACUACUCAUUGAAGCAACUAUUGCAUCUACCCAAGAUAUGACUUUGUAAUACAUAUUACAAUGCUAACCAAAAAAAACAUAGUGUGUUUUGUAGUCAAUUUAGGCUACAGGUUUGUUUAAAACCAGCAAAUACUGUUCCAGUGUAGUGAAUUACAUUACAUACAUUUAUUGGCUGUGUUCAUCAAUUAUUGUCUAGUCUCUUAUGUUUCUUUGGUGCCAUUAUUUAGUCUUUAGUUUGUAAUUUUUUUGUUUGUGUUGAUACAUAUUUUUAUUUUAAAUUUUCCAUUCAAGUGUAAGUUGCAUGAAAACAAUCUUCAAAAGUUUGGAAGGAAUCGUGACAAAUUUUUAAAAUAUAUUCUUGUUUUGUUGGGGCUUUUUAUCUAAUUUUUACUUUAUUUAAGGCUGUAAUCGGAUGUUGAUUGAAUGACUGACCACAAAUUAUGUUGUGAUUCCUCCUAGUCAGAAUGUACUUUUUCAUUCCUGUAUAAUUUGUUUACGACGCCGCUAGCUGCUACAAAUAGUCAAUUAAUGGUUGGGUUUAUGUUUUACUCAGGAGGUCAAGCCUGUGAUCAUAAUGUUCUCAUUGUUGGUUUGAAUAAGUCUGUUUUUGUUUACUGUUGUUUAUAAGUUGAAAGUUGUUUAGUUUACUUUGGGUAACCGCCCAACGGUUUUUAUGUCUUUUUUUAUUUUUUUCAAUUUUAACAAAUGCAUUUCUUGUUACCAUGAUAACUCAUUCGUACUCCAGUAACUAGGUUUCCUGAUUUUUUUAAUGGGCCUAUUUAUUUGCCAAGACAUAUGCCAUCAAUUUUACAUCCAGCUCUGUUGUUCCAUUGCAGUAUUGUUCAUAUUGUAUUCCUUUGGACAAUUUUAUCAUGUUGUUUUCUUGUUCGUUCUAUGUGGGAUAAUAUAAACUUUUCCAAAAUGAAA